UGUCACUUAACAAAUUAUAUUUCACUAAGAAAACAGAAAAAAAAAGGACUUUCACUUUCAACAAACAUUUACCUUGGAUACUCAAAGUUCACUAACUUGAAUGUAUAUGUAUCUUAAAUAAACGCUAAUCAAUCAUUUAAAAUGUAAAACAAUACGUUAAUAGUUCCAUUAUUGUUGUAAAUAUCAAAAAUACUUAGUUUCUAAUGUUGACGUGAUGUUUUACCCAAAAGUAAUCAAAUAACAAUGAAAAAGAUGUUUUUCUGCAAGAAGUUAAAAAAUCAGUUACGCCCCAGUUUAGUUGUAAAACAGUUGAUUUUUAGUAGCUCUGUAUUUGACUACAGUUAGAUAUUUUCUGUUUGUUAUCGAAAUAUACAUUUCGCCAGUUCUCGCAUAUAAUUAUCGACUUAACUCGCUUUACUGAAUAACAAAAUUAAAUAAGUCAAAUAGGAGAAUGGAGUUUGAAUACUUAUGUUUCAUACAAUAAUUAAUCGGAACAGACAGUCAGAGAAUUACAGCGAAGGAAGCACAGAGGUGAAAGUGAAGCAAAACGAAAGGACGCACAGUGAAGAAGGUGAGUUAACCAAUUCAAUUUAACCAAGUGUGAAUCAAUAUUUAUAGUCAGAGAAAAAUCAGUUACAGACAUGUAAUGUGUAAGAUAAGCAAUACAUGCACACAUGAUUAUAUAAAAGACAGUCAGGAUGAAUAAGCAAUAAAUGACAAGGUCAAAGUGUAACUUGAGAAGAAUAGUUGAAUUGGUUUGAUCAGAAGCUCGAAUAAGUUAUAAUGGUUCAACAUAAUAUCAGCCACUAUAGAUUAAUUCAAAUGAUUUCACUAAUGAUUAACUUUAUUAAUUAAUUUUAGAGAUAAGCAUUCAGUAAACUGGCAUAAAAAUUAAUGUGAUAUAAUCAAUAAUAUGCGUAAAUAAUUGAAGAUUAAAUAGAAAAGUGCAAUUUAUCCGUAUAGUAUAAUACUAUACUAUAAAUGAUUACAUCAUAAGAUAAUAUUCAAUAGUUCAUAUUUAUUCAUUCAAUAUAUAUAUUAACACAUUAAUUACCCAUUUUAAACUUUCCUCUGGAUCUACUACUGUUUAUUUUAUACAUUAGAACAAAGAAUAAAUAAACGAAUUCCUACAUAAAGACACAUGAAAAUUCGAUUAUUAUCAAUUAUAACAAUCAUUAUACAAUGCAUUCCAUCCAUCUUAUCAGCUACAUCGAGUAAUCAAAAAGAAAGUUCAUCAUCUUAUUAUUAUGUGGUACGUUCACCAAAAAUUGAAAAACGAUCAUAUACAGAAGAUGAAGCAUUAACACAUCAGAAAGAAAAAACAAAAAUUGAUACUGCUAUUCAAACAUAUACAAAAACAACAAAUACAUCCUCUUCACUUUUGUCUCCAGCAUCAUUAUCAAUAACAUCAUCAUCAUCAUCAUCUUAUGGUAAUAAUGUGAAAAAGAAUAAUGGUGCAUACAAUGUUAAACCUAAUGUAACUAUGAAUGCAGAAAGUAUAUAUCAAGAUAAAAAUUCAUUGAAAUAUGUGAAAACUGUAAAAAAACGUCGAGAAAUCAGUGAGGUUAUUAAACAUAUACCAAAAUCGACAUAUAAUCAACAAUCGAAUAAAUAUACUGAUCAGAAUAAGAAAACUAAUAAUUAUAAUGAUAAAAAGGAAACAAAGAAUUACAAUAAUGUUAAGAAGAAAUACACAUAUUCUGAUAGUAGUAGUAGUAAAAGUAAUGACAACAAUCAUCACAAUGAUAAAAACUACAAUAAUAAUUAUUAUUAUUAUAACGGUAAUAAUAAUAACUACAACGGUAAUGACAAUUACAAUAACAAUCACAAUAAUUACAAUGGUAAUAGUAACGAUCGUUACAAUAAUGGCAAUAACUACAAUGGCAAUGACAAUUACAAUAACAAUGACAAUAAUUACAAUGGUAAUAAAAACAAUUAUUACAAUAAUGGCAAUAACUACAAUGGCAAUGACAAUUACAAUAACAAUGACAAUAAUUACAAUGGUAAUAAAAACAAUUAUUACAAUAAUGGCAAUAACUACAACAGUAACGGCAAUGAUGGUAACAAUAACGACUACUAUUCACAUGAUUACAUCAAAAACACUGGCAGCUACAAUAAUGAUGUAAAAUAUAAUGCUGAAAAUUACAAUCGUGAUUAUACACGCAAUGUUUAUAUAUCUGACAAUAAUGACCGUAGGAAUAAUCGAAAUUCCAAUAGAAAUUACGUGAUUAAAAAUACCAAAUUUAACAAUUAUGCCAACAGAUAUAAUGGUAGGCGAAGAAAUAAUAAAAGACAUAAUAAUAAUAAUAAUAAUAAUAAUAAUAAUUACAACAAAGCCUAUAAUAACCAAAGACGUUAUAAUGAAAAUCGUAAUAUCGGGAAUAAUAACAAUUACAAUCGUAACGGUAAUCAAAACUAUCAGAAUGGUUAUCGUGCUUACAAGUACAACUAUAAUGGUAAUAAUAAUAAUGACCGGAAUAAUUUCGAUGACAAAUCUAAUUACAAUUACAAUAAUGAUCGUAAUAACCACAAUAACAAACAGAUUAAUCAAAAUGUCAAUUAUAAUAUCAAUAACAAUGACGCUUACAAUGGAUAUGAUAAUUACAAAACCAACAAUCAUCCUGAACGUAAUAUACCCUAUCAAAAUAACAAUAAAUAUAAUAACAUUGAAAAUAAUGUGAAUAAUGAUAAUAGUAAUAAUAAUUAUCAUGAUACGUACAAUACUAAAGAUUAUGAAACUAACAGAAAUCCUGUUAAUUAUGGUAGUAGUUAUAUUAGAAGUAAAUUAGGUAAACCAGAUUAUUCUACUCCUGCAGAAAGAAGUAAUGAACAAAAUUAUCCAUCAAUGCCAAAUACAGCGAAUGAACAAUCAGACAAUCAAGAAAGUAAUCAAUAUGGGAAAGAAAAAGAGAAAGAUACAGAUUUUAAUCCAGUAGGACAAGAUGUUAAUCCCAUGUCCGGUUUAAAUCCUUUUAGUGGUAUAUUCAAUUUAGGACAAAUGGGAAAUGGAGGGUUAGGUUUUUAAAUUUUAUGCUAACUAAAUGAUUAACAAUUACUCAAAUUCAUGGAUAUAUUGUGACAAAACUAUGUUUUAUUUUUAAAAUAUCUUUCCUCAACUGAUACCAUAUAAACAGUUAAUAAAGGCUUAUUUAUUAAGCUAGAUUUUUCCAGUCAAAAUGAUUUAAUAUUUGUAAUUGAAUGUCAUCUUUGUAUGUUUAUCAUGUUUUUUUCUAAGAUCUGAAAUAGAAGUAUGAACUGAUUUGAUG
Messenger RNA from Schistosoma bovis, 3266 nucleotides. NCBI's taxonomy places the organism in Eukaryota, Metazoa, Platyhelminthes, Trematoda, Strigeidida, Schistosomatidae. The record is from the annotation of a GenBank genome assembly.